AGUCAUUACCGUCUUAAUUUUCUCUCUCUAGAAGCCCUUGCAAUCAAAGCAUUGACUCUCUCUCUCUCUCUCUCAAUUUCAUGAUAUGGAAUCAACAAACGCGUUCUUUAAUGUCAAUAUGGGUGUCGGUUUUCUAUCUCCUUAAAAUAUACAGUAUGCAAUAAAGAUGGAUGUCUUUAAUAACACCCCUUCCCCCAUUCCUUCUUCCAUUUCCACCACUUUUGUUCAAUUCUCCCCCCUCUCUCUCUCUGUCUCUCUCCCCCCUCCUGCCUUUCUUGAACGAGUCUUUUAGUCCACCCCACCUCUCAUAAACUUCUCCUCCUUCAAAUCCCACCAUUACAAUCUAUUCAAACGCAUUUCUUUUUCUUUCUUUUUUUUAAACUCAGGUGUCCGCCCAAUUUACGUGGACUUAGACUAAUUUGAAGAUAAAAGAGGUAAGGGGGAAAACUUUGACUAAAUUCUCAAGGGAUGCAUGAAUGGCAAAACAUAACGGUGGCGGUAGUGGUGGCCGUGGCGGCCGUCGGUAUCCUAAUCCUCCUCGUCCUUCUCCGUCGCCGUCUCUCUCUCUCCAAAGAAACAGACUCGGGCGCAACCGAUUCCCCGCCGGGAAUACAAGACCACAAGCAAAUCGGGAUUCCCAAACUUACCCCUCGCAACCUCCACAACCUCGAUCUCGACAUCAGAACGAGAUCAAACAGCUACUACGUUCUAAAACCGGAGGUCUCGCCCGCCCCCCGGUUCAACUGGGCCGACCACCCGUCCCUCAUCACCGACGCCGUCGAAAACGGAUGGUCACGAUUCGCUUUUGCACCCUCACACACGUCAUCAUCGCCGUCCGUCCGAUCGACCAAGUCAACGCUUCUGGGCGCGUGCGCGGCAGGUGAUCGAAGAGAAUCCGACGUGGAAACCGGCUGGGAAAUCUGCCCGGGGUCUGCCGACUUCCUCCAGAAAAUCCGGCUCAAUUCCGGCCUGAAGAAACCGAGUUGGUGCCACUCCUUCAUCAGGACCGGGCUGCCGCUGCCCGGCCCGCAGCUGGGGAACUCGUCGUUCCCGCAGGAGGCGUAUUUCGAGAUCACGAUUCUGGAAAACGAUUUCGAUUACGACCCGUUUGGGAACAGGAGGAGGAGUAGCGGCAAGGUCGAAGGGGAGAGGGCUAAGCUGAUACAGGAGAACAUGAACGCGAAGUUGAAUUACUCGGAGUGGCUUGUCCAUGUCAAGAAUAGCGGGAACGGGAAUAAUAAUGGGAAUAGGAAUUUCGAGGAACUGAGAGGCGGUGGCAAGGAGGAAUCGUCGGUGAUGUUGACGAUGGGGCUCAGUACAGGUGGGUCUGCUCCGUUGAGGGUUCCUGGUAGCUACUGGGGAUCCAUUGGGUUCAACUCAGAUGGGUCUGUUUAUCUUGAUGGGAUUAAGCUUAUCUUCAAAUCAGAGAAGGCAGAAUGGGGAAAAACAGACAAGGUAAUCGGCUGCGGGUACAACCCAAACCAGAGGAAGGUCUUCUUCACGGUAGAUUCAGAGCUUGUGCACGUAAUAAACUGCAAAUCCGAGGAAUUCGAUACUCCGCUCUACCCAACUUUGGCAUCGAAUAUUGACACCACAGUUCUGGUGAAUUUCGGACAAAGUGUUUUCAAAUAUGCACCAGCAAAUUCACAGAGGACUCCAAAUCCUUGCUUCAUCGGCCCCCUUGCCAAGUCCCCCGCUCUGAGCAACGAAGACAGCAAAGAGCUUUUUUCAAUGGGGAGACUCGACAGCCAGUGGGCGCUAAACCGAGCAGCAACUAGAGCCGGACACAACGCGGCCAACAACAACAACAGUGGUAGUAUCCACAAUAGGGGAUUGGAUUUCGAUGCCGAGUCUGAAGGAGAUUUGUUUGAGAUUGUGUUGGAUAGUUCCGGAAGAUCGCCGAACCCGGUUUUGAAGUGAGACAUACCUUUGGCUUGACAAUAUGGCAGAUAUAUCAAGCUGAUUCUUUGGUUUUUAUCUAUACAUAUAGUCGCCCACAGGAGAGUGUUCAUAUUUGGAGACUUGAGAGAUUUUGUUUUGCUUCUCUGAGUCUUGAAAAGCUAGAUGUUUGAUGAACUUUUGCCCUUUCCUACAUUGUAUUUUUUGUAUAUAUAACAACACAAAUUUUCCGCCGAUC
Molecule: messenger RNA, 2137 nt
Organism: Rhododendron vialii
Lineage: Eukaryota; Viridiplantae; Streptophyta; Magnoliopsida; Ericales; Ericaceae
Exons: 2
Coding region: 469-1920 (483 amino acids)
Biological process (GO): cell-cell adhesion
Source: RefSeq, a predicted model, not a curated record